ACGUCUCCUGCAUGGACUGCAGAAUUGUAGACAACAGCUUCACUGACCUCUGGACAGACUCUGACUUUAAACGCAGAUCAACUGCUCUUUCACCUGUAUUUACAGGAUCUUCCCGCCACAGAAUAUUUGUCAGGUUGGAUCAGCUACGUUGGAUACGUUGCAUUUCAAAUCAGAGGUAAUGAUGUAAUCAAUGAAAAACAUUUGGGUCAUCUCUAGUUGAGAACUGAGAGAACAUCUCAACGCAGUGACAGUUGCCUUAUUUAGCAGCCACCAAACCACCCGGGAUUAAAACGUCUUAACAGUAAGAAGUUUAUGAGACCCUAAUGCCUUCCUCCAUGCUUUGUCCAUGUGAUUACACCCAAGACAAGACAAGGCAGAGGGGGAGAACAUAAGGAACACCUGCACACGGACUACAAACAGAAAUUAAAAUAUCAUAACCUUUAAGGCACCGUGUGCCGUAUGUUUUACUCCAGUUAUUCUAAUUGACCAUGUCCUGAAGUAUUUACCACGUAAAGGUACACAAGGACAUACUGUUAGGGAGUAGAGGACUCAAUAUAAGGGUAAAUAAGUUUCAUAAAUGUUUUAAAACCAUUUAUGCACAAAUAUAUAUUCCACUGCAUCAAUCUGAGGACUGUCUUUAAGAUGCAUGGAGCAGCAGCUGCAGAAAUUAAACUGCAUUAGAUUGAAAUUGACUCUCACUGAAGCUAAGACGGUGAGACGGCUCUUCUUUACUUCAUUCACUAUUGCCCUUUUUAGACUAAUCGGAUUGACCGGCCAAUCAGGAAGAGGCACCACCUAGAUCAUGGGCUUAAGCAGAAAGGAUUUAAGGUUGGGACUGAGCCCAGUAGAAAUGCAGAAUUGAUUUGAUCUCUGACAAGUUCCGAUCUGAUCAUCUCAUUGACAAGAGGCCAAGGAAACCAAGAGGGUUUCUAGCACCUCCUCCUGCCCCAAUCCACUUCUGCUAGGAAAUCGCCUUUCAGCACGAUUAGUGCUGCACCCAGAUUCUCUGUAACUCCUCACAGACAGCCUUCAAAAUUUCUAUCAUCGAGGACCUAGACUUUGCUGAGGCAGAAAUGGGUGCCGGAGCAAGUGCAGAGGACAAAAAGUCCAAGGAAUUGGAAAAGCAACUCCAGGAAGAUGCUGAUAAGGACUCUAAAACGGUCAAACUAUUACUGCUUGGUGCUGGUGAGUCAGGAAAGAGCACCAUCGUAAAACAAAUGAAGAUUCUGCAUCAAGGUGGUUACACAAAAGAAGAACAGCUGGAGUUCAGGGCCAUCAUCUACGGAAACAUCCUGCAGUCUGCUCUGGCCAUCAUCAGGGGCAUGGAGAUGCUGAGCAUUGGCUUUGGCUCCUCCUCUGGACAGGAAGAUGCACAGAAGCUGCAGAACUUGUCAGAUUCCAUUGAGGAGGGCACCAUGCCGGCUGAGCUGGCUGAUGUUAUCCAGAAGCUCUGGAAAGACUCCGGUGUGGAGGCGGCCUUCGAGAGGGCUGCUGAGUAUCAGCUCAACGACUCUGCUGGAUACUACCUCAAUGAACUGGACCGAAUCUGCAAAUCAGACUACCUCCCCACUGAGCAGGACGUGCUGCGAUCUCGAGUCAAGACAACUGGUAUCAUCGAAGAACAGUUCUCCUGCAAAGAGUUGCACUUCAGAAUGUUUGAUGUGGGAGGUCAGAGGUCAGAGAGAAAGAAGUGGAUCCAUUGUUUCGAGGGUGUGACCUGCAUCAUUUUCUGUGGAGCGCUCAGUGCAUACGACAUGGUGCUUGUAGAGGACGACGAAGUGAACCGCAUGCACGAGUCCCUCCAUCUAUUCAACAGCAUCUGCAACCACAGAUUCUUUGCCCUGACCUCCAUCGUGCUUUUCCUCAAUAAGAAAGAUCUGUUUGAGGAGAAGAUCAAGAAGGUCCACCUGAGCAUCUGCUUCCCAGACUACGAUGGCCCAAACACGUACGAUGAUGCCAGCGGCUACAUCAAGACUCAGUUCUUGGAACUGAACAUGAAGAAGGGCGUGAAAGAAAUCUACUGUCACUUGACCUGUGCCACUGACACAAAAAACGUGGAGAUUGUGUUCAAUGCGGUCACAGACAUCAUCAUCAAAGAAAACCUUAAGGAUUGUGGUCUUUUCUAAACAGCUGCAGGCUGUGAAGAGAGCUUCAGAACUUUCCUACUUUAACUUCUCACAUAUUGGCAUUAACUAAAGUGAACCGAUGGAGCACAGAGGAUCUACCGUUGAGGAUCCACCGUCCAGACAUCCACGUCUCGUCCCAGUCCUGGCGCCUGGCUGCUUCUUACCAACCUCCAACUGCACAACCCUCCAACACAGUGCACGCACAGCUGGGUUCACAUCACUCUGUAGUCACUGCUGUGUUGUCAUGGACUCACUCAUUUCAAAAUUCUUUGGAUUUUCUAAAGUACGAUGUCGGUAUAACAGCUGCCGAUUCAAGGGUAUGAAGAUCUUUAUCAUUUCCAUUUGACUGCUGUGAUGUAAGUAACUGUUCCUCAUGAAAUCCUGGCUCUGUAAAAUACACGAAACAAUAAGUAAAUAUUUAUAAUGUGAAUAGCAAGGUUGCAAACUUAUAUUUGCACAAAUUAGUCUCUGUGGUCUUGAUGCUGAGCUAAUCUGUGAUAUCCCAAGCACUCCCCAAGGUUGCAAAGUGUCCAGAUUACCAAACAAGUUGUUUAAAUUUAAAUGGUGUUACUUAGCUCAAGCUAAUAUAGUGGACAACCUUUGUACAUAAGAGUAGAUAUUUCAUUUUAUUAUUUGGAGGAUAAUCUGUGUGAAGCUAUGAGAAAAACAGGACGAACCGUAGAAGGAAGGUGUUUUACUAUAAAAGGGAGAUGAAAAUCAACGUUCCUUUCUUAUGAAAAGUAGAGGCAUGAAAUAAAGAUGCAUUAACUUCACAUUUUCACUGUGUCAGUCAUUUGGUCAAUAAUGGUAGUCCAGAUACCAAGAUGAUGGAAAUUCAUUGACAAAAACCUAUUAUGGAGAAUGUAUAAUUAAUGCAGCAAAUAUGUUAAAGGCUGAGAAGACUGUGAACUGAGGCACCGGGGAAUUAUACAUAUGAAGCGAAGGGUAGAUUUUAAAUUUUAGCACCGUGUAUUGUGCAGCCGUCCAGGAUAUCAGCAGUCGUUGUUUAUUAGUUCAUUAGC
This is a messenger RNA of Cynoglossus semilaevis (tongue sole), 3148 nucleotides long. RefSeq names its product guanine nucleotide binding protein (G protein), alpha transducing activity polypeptide 2 (gene gnat2). Bases 1074 to 2126 code for a protein of 350 amino acids. Gene Ontology annotation, cellular component: photoreceptor inner segment; heterotrimeric G-protein complex; photoreceptor outer segment. Gene Ontology annotation, biological process: adenylate cyclase-modulating G protein-coupled receptor signaling pathway; detection of chemical stimulus involved in sensory perception of bitter taste. Gene Ontology annotation, molecular function: GTP binding; G protein-coupled receptor binding; G-protein beta/gamma-subunit complex binding. The record is from RefSeq and is a predicted model, not a curated record. The transcript is spliced from 9 exons. NCBI's taxonomy places the organism in Eukaryota, Metazoa, Chordata, Actinopteri, Pleuronectiformes, Cynoglossidae.